Molecule: messenger RNA, 2681 nt
Organism: Sphaeroforma arctica JP610
Lineage: Eukaryota; Ichthyosporea; Ichthyophonida
Exons: 2
Coding region: 90-2465 (791 amino acids)
Biological process (GO): zinc ion import across plasma membrane; intracellular zinc ion homeostasis
Cellular component (GO): membrane
Molecular function (GO): zinc ion transmembrane transporter activity
Source: RefSeq, a predicted model, not a curated record
AUUCGCAAGUGAGCCUUAGUAUUGAACUCGAUCAUAAAAUAUAUUCAGAACACCACAUAAAUCUGAUUCGAACAUUUCUAACAACCAUUAUGACAUCUCAUAUAGGUCUUAAGGGAGCUUGCCAGGCUUGUCUCUUGUUGCUACUUUUAUCGUUAUCAGCGGUAACGAAAACAGUAUCAGCUCAAACUGCAGUUCCUGAUUGCUCCGGGCAUGGAGAAUUGUCACCACAGGGGAGUUGUAUAUGUGAGGUAGGCUAUACAAAUACAAAUGACACCCUCGGGUGUAUAGAGACUAAUGCGAUAGAAACAAUAGACGAUGUUAGCCUGGGCAAUGACUCACAGACAGUAGAUAGUAUUAGUGUGGGCAAUGCCACAGAGACCACAGACGUCAAUGUAAUUGAGACUACAGACGAUCAUGACCAUGAAGAUGAAGAGUCUAGUGUGGGCGAUGUGGAAGAGUCAGCUGAUGACCAUGACGAUCAUGACCAUGCCGAGGACGAAGACGAGGAUCACGAUGAGUGCAAUAGCUAUGGACACGUGCAUGAUGGUGUGUGUGAGUGCUCAGCAGGGUAUUCUUCUGUCAACAGCAACGGGACUGCUUGUGAAUUGAGCCUGGAGCCGGAGUAUUUCAUGAAUACUUUGAUGGAUGAGUACUUCAACACUACAACGGAACGCAUCUACAUCGAGGGCAUGGAUAAACUUAUAGCUAGUCUAGUAAGCGCCACCACCGCGGCUGUCAGCGACGAACCGUGCAGUGAGAAUGGGCACUUGGAUGGUACUGUAUGUCACUGCGAUAGCGGUUACACACUCAGUGCAGACGGUCAGCAGUGUUUGAGCAGCACUACCAACGUGGAGGUCGACGACGAACCGGCAGUCGUCGACGAACCGUGCAGUGAGAAUGGGCACUUGGAUGGUACUGUGUGUCACUGCGAUAGCGGUUACACACUCAGUGCAGACGGUCAGCAGUGUUUGAGCAGCACUACCAACGUGGAGGUCGAAGACGAACCGGCAGUCGUCGACGAGGAGUGUAGUGGGAAUGGGCACUUGCACGGUACUGAAUGUCACUGCGAUACCGGAUACACACUUAGUGCCGAUGGUCUGCAAUGUACUGCGGCGAGAAGGAGGAGACAAACUACCGAUGAAGUAGCAUCUCCUUGUCUAGAUAGUGUGUCUUUGUUUGAAUUAUACAAUAUAGACCCCAUCGAUGGCGCCACAGCGGCCCAGUUUGCCGCCAACUUCAGUCCAGCGAUUGUGCAAAUGAUCGACAGCGGUGCGUGUGUCAUUGCCGUAGAGGCUGGCGCCAGCACAGUAGUCACCGAUGAUACACCCAGCACGGGCCAGGCCUACCUCUAUGCCAUGUGCGCUGUCUUAAUCAUAAGUUUGACCUCAUUGGGCGGUGUUUUGGUCAUCCCCCUCCUUCUGAGAGCUCCCAAGGCCGCGAAGUGGGUGUUGAUGUUUCUAGUUGCCCUAGCAGUUGGCGUGUUAAUCGGUGAUUCCGUCAUGCAUUUGCUACCCAUUGCUUUGGGUGUACACUUUCACUCGGAUGAUGGCAGUCUCGUAGUUCUCACCGGUAACGAAAUGAUCUACCGCACCAUGACUGUAUGUGGUGGUAUGUUCUUCUUUGUCUUGAUCGAGGCCGCUAUGGAUGCCGCUGGGUUGGGACACGGACACAGUCACAAUGUGGCCCCCGAAGAUAUCAUCGACUUGGGCCAUAUGCACGAAGAAGAUUCAACUACGGAAUCCGAAGCGUCGUGUGGCCACACGCACCAACACGGAGUCGACGGGCGGGUUGACAAUGAUUCGGAUAGCAAUGAUGAGACCAAGAUUUCAGAUGCGAACGACGAUACCCUACAUGAAACGACUGACAAGCUCGCAGGACGAGGAGAUUCUAGAUUCGACACGGUUACCAUAGGCAAGGGCGAUGAGGAGAGUGAUGGGGAGAAAGGAGAUAAAGUCACGUUCAAGUCUAAGGGAAAGAGCUACCCGAAGUUCACAGGCUGGGGUAAUGUGGACAAUGUUACGUGGUACAUUACAGUUGGCGACGGCAUUCACAACUUUGUUGACGGUGUGUCGGUGGGUGCGAGUUUUGCUGUUAGUACUUCAACGGGUAUUUCUACCGCUAUCGCAGUUUUCUUGCACGAAUUGCCUCAGGAAUUCGGAGACUUUGGAAUCUAUUUGGCAUCUGGAACGGGUCUCAAGCGUGCACUUGCCUUGAACAUGGGCAGUGGUUUAACUGGUUUGUUGGGCGUGGUGCUGGGUAUCCAGGCCGGCCAGAAUUGGACUCCAUGGAUUCUGGCAUUCACAGCGGGUAUGUUCAUUUACAUUGCGCUGGUGAGUAUGUAUCCACAACUGAAGGAUUCUUUAAGGGCCAAGAAUUCGCCCAAUCUUUCCAAUCUGGUGCAGAUGACAGCCAUGUUGAUCGGUUGGGCUAUCAUGGUGGCUAUUGCCUUCGACGAAUCACACUAAAAUACACUUGCCCGUGCGUGCGCACGAAGUUAAUUUCAAUGUCCUCGUGUGUUGACGAAUGGUCGUGACUACCUAAUGAUUAGAUACAAGCAACAAACGAUUUAGAGCGAGCUUGGAAUAAGAUACUCAUUCAGCGUAUAUAAUAAUUUAGUUGAUAUACAUAUGCAAACUUUUAGAUGCACAUAUUUUACAUCUGAAUAAAAAAAUUUAGCUAGA